CAAUGGAGGUGAUUGCCAUUUGAUACUGCCUAAUGAGCUGGAGUUUCACACCAUUUCAUCCGCAGCCUCAAUGCAGUAAUUCAAUCUCUUCUUUUGGCCCUUUUUCACCUGAGACGAUCUCCCUCCUCUCUUCUCUUACAUUUGUUGCCCAACAGGAAAGAAAUUAGAGGAGAGGGUAAACAUAAAUAUUUGAGGGUUUCAUUCUUUAUUCUCCUCUCAAUUACCCUCUUGAAUUCUUCUAAUAUCCUUCCUUAAAAUUUUGUUUCUUUCUUGUUGGGUUUUCUCUUUAUAAUUUAUUGAAGCUCCAUUGACGCUUCUUCUAUGCAGUUCCUUACAAGGCAACUGAUUUAAUUCCCAAACUUCGAGAUUUAAGAGUUUCCAUGGAAGUUUAUAAAGCUUGAGCUCCCAGGAAUUAGGUGGUGAGGUCCAAAGGUGUAAGUACCUGAUACGUUUUUUUUUGUGAUCGAGACAUGAGUCGUAGGGUGAGGCGCAAAGUGGCAAAGAAGGGAAAUGAGAAGGUAGUUGUGCCUAGUUUUCCUGAAAUUGAGGAUGAAGUUUCAUGUUCAUAUAGCAAUAAGGCUGUUGAUUGGACCAGCUUGCCUGAUGACACAGUGAUUCAGCUAUUUUCCUGUCUGAAUUAUCGUGACCGUGCAAGCUUGUCAUCAACAUGUAGGACAUGGAGGGCUUUAGGCGUUUCUCCGUGCUUGUGGUCUUCAUUGGAUCUCCGUGCCCACAAAUGUGAUGCUGCCAUGGCGGCUUCACUUGCUUCUAGAUGUGUAAAUCUUCAGAAGCUUAGGUUUCGUGGAGCAGAGUCAGCUGAUGCAAUAAUACAUCUCCAAGAUAGGAAUUUGCGUGAAAUAAGUGGUGAUUACUGUAGGAAAAUAACAGAUGCAACUCUUUCUGUGAUUGCGGCUCGGCAUGAAUUGCUUGAAAGUCUCCAACUUGGGCCUGACUUUUGUGAGAGGAUCAGCAGUGAUGCUAUAAAAGCAAUAGCUUUUUGCUGUCCACAGUUGAGGAAACUUCUGCUGUCUGGAAUUAGAGAUGUUUCUGCUGAUGCCAUCAAUGCCUUGGCCAAGCAUUGUCCAAAUUUGUUUGAUAUUGGGUUCUUGGACUGUCUUAAUGUUGAUGAGGUAGCAUUGGGCAAUGUAGUAUCUGUAUGUUUCCUCUCGGUUGCUGGGACAUCAAAUAUCAAGUGGGAAAUGAUUCAUCUCUGGCAUAAGCUGCCUAACCUGAUUGGAUUGGAUGUUUCAAGAACUAAUAUUCCUCCAACAGCUGUUUCUGGAUUGUUAUCGUCAUGUCAUAGGUUGAAAGUUUUGUGUGCAUUGAAUUGUUCAGUUCUUGAAGCAGACACCACAUUCAAUGCAAAUAUGUGCAAAGGCAAAUUAUUAAUUUCCCUUUUCACUGACAUUUUUAAAGGACUAGCGUCAUUAUUUGCAGUUACUACAAAUUCAAGAAAAGGAAAAAAUGUGUUUUUGGACUGGAGGAAUUCAAAGAACAAGGACAAAAACUUCGAUGAUAUUAUGACGUGGCUAGAAUGGAUCUUGUCUCAUACACUUCUGCGUACUGCUGAGAGCAAUCCUCAAGGUCUGGAUGAUUUCUGGCUAAAGCAAGGUGCACCACUAUUGCUCAUUUUGAUGCAGAGCUCACAGGAGGAUGUUCAAGAAAGGGCAGCGACAGGCCUUGCAACUUUUGUGGUCAUUGAUGAUGAAAAUGCUAGCAUAGAUUGUGGAAGAGCUGAAGCAGUUAUGCGAGAUGGUGGCAUACGCCUUCUUCUAGACCUUGCCAGAUCCUGGAGGGAAGGUCUUCAGUCAGAGGCUGCUAAGGCUAUAGCGAACUUGUCUGUGAAUGCAAAUGUUGCAAAAGCUGUAGCAGAAGAAGGAGGAAUCAACGUUCUCGCUGGGUUGGCGAGGUCCAUGAAUAGGCUGGUGGCUGAAGAAGCUGCUGGAGGACUUUGGAAUCUCUCAGUUGGAGAAGAGCACAAGGGUUCCAUUGCUGAGGCUGGUGGAGUAAAAGCUUUAGUUGAUCUUAUAUUCAAAUGGUCAUCUGGCGGUGAUGGAGUUCUUGAACGCGCAGCUGGUGCUUUGGCUAAUUUGGCGGCUGAUGACAAGUGUAGCAUGGAGGUUGCCCUGGCAGGUGGUGUACAUGCUUUAGUGAUGCUUGCUCGUAACUGCAAGUUUGAGGGAGUGCAAGAGCAGGCUGCUCGUGCCUUAGCUAAUUUGGCUGCACAUGGAGAUAGCAAUACUAACAAUGCUGCUGUUGGACGAGAGGCUGGUGCUCUUGAAGCACUUGUUCAACUUACGCGUUCACCACAUGAAGGUGUCAGGCAGGAAGCUGCUGGUGCUUUGUGGAACUUAUCAUUUGAUGACAGGAAUCGUGAAGCAAUUGCAGCAGCUGGUGGCGUUGAGGCUUUGGUUGCUCUUGCACAAGCCUGUUCAAAUGCCUCCCCAGGACUACAAGAGAGGGCUGCUGGAGCUCUCUGGGGAUUGUCAGUGUCAGAAGCCAAUAGCAUCGCCAUUGGACGGGAAGGAGGUGUUGCUCCUCUGAUUGCUCUGGCACGAUCUGAGGCUGAGGAUGUCCAUGAAACUGCAGCAGGGGCACUUUGGAAUCUUGCUUUCAACCCAGGCAAUGCUCUGCGGAUAGUAGAGGAAGGUGGAGUUCCUGCACUUGUUCAUCUAUGUUCAUCAUCAGUAUCAAAGAUGGCACGCUUCAUGGCUGCAUUGGCAUUGGCAUACAUGUUUGAUGGAAGAAUGGAUGAAUUUGGAUUGAUGGGAACGUCGACAGAAAGCACUUCAAAGAGCGUGAGCUUAGAUGGGGCUAGAAGGAUGGCUUUGAAGCACAUAGAAGCUUUUGUCCUGACAUUUUCUGAUCAACAGACGUUUGCUAUUGCUGCUGCAUCAUCAGCUCCAGCAUCAUUGACACAACUAACAGAGAGGGCUCGUAUUCCAGAAGCAGGACAUCUCAGAUGCAGUGGAGCUGAAAUUGGACGAUUUGUUACCAUGCUACGAAAUCCCUCUUCUACACUCAAGACUUGUGCUGCAUUUGCUCUUCUCCAGUUUACCAUUCCUGGUGGCCGGCAUGCUAUGCACCAUGCAAGUCUCAUGCAGAAUGCCGGAGCUACACGAGUCGUUCGUGCUGCAGCUGCUGCAGCAACUGCACCACUUGAAGCCAAAAUUUUUGCAAGAAUUGUGCUGCGUAACCUUGAGCACCAUCAGAUGGAACCUUCAAUAGGAAGGCUGUCAAACCUAGCCUAGCCUAGAGUCGCUGAUGGAGCCGUAUCCACAUAUGAAGCACUUGCUUUCUUAGUGAAGGAAUGAUAAUUCCCAUGUUUUGUAAUCUCCAUGUAGAGAGGCCACCAACGUGCUCAAGCAAUAAUGCUUAAUGUAACUUUUCCUUGGCUCCCACUGUUUCUCAGGCAUGUAAAGGUGGUUUUAAGUGUCCUCUUGCUGUAACAAUUCCUCGUCAUAUAUUACAAGUACUUUUGGUGGGGGAUUGCUAUAGAAUAAUCAUUUGCCCCUUUUCUUCUUCUAA
Molecule: messenger RNA, 3528 nt
Organism: Manihot esculenta (cassava)
Lineage: Eukaryota; Viridiplantae; Streptophyta; Magnoliopsida; Malpighiales; Euphorbiaceae
Product: protein ARABIDILLO 1
Exons: 13
Coding region: 471-3251 (926 amino acids)
Molecular function (GO): protein binding
Source: RefSeq, a predicted model, not a curated record